Molecule: messenger RNA, 1654 nt
Organism: Humulus lupulus (European hop)
Lineage: Eukaryota; Viridiplantae; Streptophyta; Magnoliopsida; Rosales; Cannabaceae
Product: pathogenesis-related genes transcriptional activator PTI6-like
Exons: 1
Coding region: 350-1177 (275 amino acids)
Biological process (GO): regulation of DNA-templated transcription
Molecular function (GO): DNA-binding transcription factor activity; DNA binding
Source: RefSeq, a predicted model, not a curated record
AGAUCCACUUCAUCAUCUUUUUUUUACUCUCUCACCUCCUCGUGCACCACUCUAUAUAUAUACACCUCACACACUGUCCUCGUAACAUUUUUCUUUCUGUGAUCUGCAAAGGGUUUUUUGUUUGGGUUUAACCUCACACAGUGAGUUUUGAGUUGAGUUGAGUCCAGUACUUUCAACCAAACAGCCCUUUGCAGCUCUAUUUAUUAAGCUCUAUUCUCCUCUAUUUAAUUUAUGGUGAAACAAUUAGGCAGUUUUUAAGUCCUUUUUUACUCUGACAUAUUCACUUUGGCUCGGUCUUUUUCUUUGAUUUUUCAUCUCUUUAUACAUAUACCUAUAAAGAGAAUCAGUGAUGAUGGUGGAUCAUCACUGCUACAACAACCAAAGUUUCUUAGAUCCAUCGGUUAAGUUCACGGAGCACAAAAUCACAACCCGUAAGCUCUUUCAUCAAGACCCGAAACCGAAACCGAAACCCACCAUGAACCCGCUCAGACAAAAGAUCGUUCGGAUCAUAAUCACUGACGCAGAUGCUACCGAUUCAUCCAGCGACGAAGACGACUCGAUUGCCGUACAACGGAGAGUCAAGAGGCAUGUGAGGGAGAUCAGUUUACAACAACGGUCUUCUCCUCCUCCGCCUUCACCACUUAUUACUAAGCAAGAGCGAGCUCCCAAGAGAGUGAUAAAAUCGCCGGAAUCCGAUUCCGUUCGCCGGAAAAAGUUUAGAGGCGUACGCCGAAGACCAUGGGGUCGCUGGGCCGCCGAGAUCCGAGACCCGACUAGAAGAAAACGGGUUUGGCUGGGGACUUUCGAUACGGCGGAGGAAGCCGCCACCGUCUACGACCAAGCCGCGCUGAAGCUUAAAGGGGCUAACGCCGUUACCAACUUUCCUAACGUCGCUACGAGCGAGUCGACGGACGCCGUUACGGGAAGUGAUGAGAGCUCGUCCCCCGAGGAUUCGUCGUCGUCAGAGGGCGCUGUGGCAGUGGCCUCGUCGCCCACGUCGGUCCUCCGUUACGAAGAACUGACGCCGUUUGAAGAUUUCGGUUUCUUCGGCCCUGAAAAUUAUGGGUUCGAUUUUUGCGAGCCGUUGCAGUUACCGGAUAUUAUGCUGCCGCGAAACAGUAUUGGCUUAGCUGAAGUCGAGUUCAGCGAGUUCGAUUUGAUGGACGUCGUUUUCUAAAUUUGUAAUAUUUCGCCACGUGUUCAGAAGCUUGCCCACUCGGUCUCCUUGAUUGCUAAGGGGCAGUUUAAUAAUUUCACAUCAACUGUUCAUAGAUUGUGGGGGUACGUGGCACAUUGUGAUUAGCCAUUCCUAUAACGGAACAGUGUUCGGGGAACAAAAAAACCUUGUUCCGAGGUUUAAUGUUACAGCGGUCAAAGUGUCCAACUGCUACUACAUUAGUCAGCCGACUUUACCCAAAAUAUACGGCGAUUUUGUUGUGUGUCGUAGAGAAAAAAAUAAUAAUCUGUAAGUUAUGAUGUUUUAUAAUUGUAAUUACGUGUAAUUAAUUAUUUAAUUAUUAAUUAGGUUGGCUAAGAAAGAGUGAGCGUGGCUGAGUUGAGAGAGAGUGUGAGCUUUGAGGAGGAGAAGAUAUUAUAUUGUAUUGGAAAUUUGGAAUAGAAUCGAACAUAGUAGAAUUGAGAUUUUUGGGAUCUA